CCUUGGAAGCCCAUUAGGCCGAUCAUCGUCUUCUUCAAUCAGCCUCGGGAACCAACAAUGGAAGCAGGUUAGCAUUUGCAUUCGAAACACCAGUGACCAACCGGCGUGCGGAAGCUCGUAUUGAACUCAAUUGAAGGCUGAAGGAUUCAAAUACAUGGCUUUAACGAAUUUCAUCUUGACGGUGGCCGGAGUUAGCGCCGUGGUUCUUCUUUUGAGGAGCGAUGUGAAGCAAUCGGCUUCAAUCUUCAGGCGCAACGUCAAGCACAUCCGCCAGUGGCUUGAAGAAGAAUCUGCCUCUGCCUCCAAGACUGUGGAGAAAGCAACCAAGGAGCUGGAAGCCAAGACUUCUCAGAAAGACAUUCCCAAAGAUGACAAGCACUAAUGUCAAUAUUGGUCAUUUAGCAAUGUAAACCUGUUAUUGAAUCAAUCUCUCCCCACCCAGCCAAAUUUUGUUGUCCACUUCACUACAAAAAGUCUCUGUUACUUUUCAGUGUUCCUUUUCAUCCCAGUUUAGUAUCUGAUCCCUUCGGCCAAGAUGAAAAAUAACAUGAUUUCUCGUUACAUAGAAACCCUAGUCUGUUAAAUAAGAUAUCUCUACAUCCUUACGUUUUUAUAUGAUUGAGUUAAAUGGCUUGCCUAAUACCUAUGUCUUUCUGUUAUUCUUGACUUGUAAGACAACUCAAGAUCUGCACUGAAAGGGAGAUCUGUUCUCAUUUACACGGCGGAUUGUAGUUAGUUAUUAAAACUAAUUUAUUCAGUGGCCUAUAAUAAUUAGAGGUGCUGGACUGCCACCCCCCCCAGUGCAAGGAUAAUUGCUGUCUCACUUUAUAGCAUUUAGGUUGACUUCAUUUUGAUUAUAAUUAUGUCUGCCUUGUGGAGAGAUUGUUUCCUGUCAAAAAUCAGUGUUUAGAAAUUGUGCAAAUUUAUUUCCCUACUGAAUUCCAUAUUUGGUAUCAUUAUUUGAGGUCAGCCUCAGCCAUGUAUUGAUACAGUCCCUCUUUGUUGCAUUAUGUUCUGUAUAUAUCAGGUUACAAAGAUUUCUGAUGUUUUCAUACAUCACAUGUAAUAGAAUAAAGUAAAAGUAGAUAUCAUUUUGAUA
Messenger RNA from Benincasa hispida (wax gourd), 1099 nucleotides. RefSeq lists its product as uncharacterized. The record is from RefSeq and is a predicted model, not a curated record. NCBI's taxonomy places the organism in Eukaryota, Viridiplantae, Streptophyta, Magnoliopsida, Cucurbitales, Cucurbitaceae.